This is a messenger RNA of Gongylonema pulchrum, 609 nucleotides long. The record is from the annotation of a GenBank genome assembly. NCBI's taxonomy places the organism in Eukaryota, Metazoa, Nematoda, Chromadorea, Rhabditida, Gongylonematidae.
AUGCUUGCAUUCGCGCUGCUGUUGUGCGCUUGGGUCAUCGUAUUCGCCUUCCCGUGCAUACGUUUCACCUAUUAUGUGCCUAUUUGGCUGCGAGGGAAUUUGCAAGUGAUGGCAGAGACAAUACCGCUGUCGCAGACUUGUGGCUUCAGACCACGCUGGUGGGGUGAACAACAGGCAUUCGUCGAACAAAUUCUCAGGCAUACGAGAUAUUACCGCUUGCUCAGUAAUGCGAUACAACGUAUCCACCAGCGAUUUGAGCUUUUCAGCGAUCAGGAGACCAUCGACUUAAUUAAACCCUACAAUGGGCAAUUGUUAGCAUUCUGCGUCAGCAAGUUUGUGAUAUUUGGAUGUGUUAUAUUGGCAUUUCCGAUUUUACUCCUACUAAUGUUCAUGCGGUGCUUUUCCGAACAGGAGGAUCUUAUGGAAGAAGCAAUGUUUGAUCUCGUCGAAAUUUCGAUUUUUAGUGUAUUUGCUGUAGUCCAAUUCUACAUGGCCGCAGGUGCGGAAAUUCGAGCCGUCAUGCGUUCGCUGUGUGUUAAGUACCUUGCACGCGGUGCGCAUAUCAAAGGAUUUAUGGUAGGCGCUGCAUUUAUACCGGACUGCACGUAG